Dracunculus medinensis (Guinea worm) is the source of this 1275-nucleotide messenger RNA. Lineage: Eukaryota; Metazoa; Nematoda; Chromadorea; Rhabditida; Dracunculidae. The record is from the annotation of a GenBank genome assembly.
AUGGCACAACAUCGAAGAGGUCAUUUUGAUGAACUAACUUUUGCAUCGUUUACAACUUUGUCGAUAUUACAACUAAUCAAAGAAGCUCAGCAGAAGCAUGGCUUGCGUCAUGCUGAUUAUCAGCGAUAUCGUGGUUAUUGCUCACGUCGUAUUCGGCGUAUCCGCAAAUCAUUGGGAUUUACAAAUUUGCAUAAAAGUAUUCCCAAACACCCCGCAAAAUUUAUACAUCGCAAGCUCACUGCAGAUAUGAUUUCUGAGGAAAAAUAUCUACAAAUCGCAGUUUUCGAAGCUGAGAGAUGUUGGUCAUAUGCAAUGCAAUAUAAACAAGAAAUUGGUGAAGAUAUCCAUUCUCGUAAACGGUUCCACGUUAUAUCGAAAUUGAAAAGAGCUGUUUCACAUACUAAAAGUUUGGAAGCGAUUGUUAAAAUAUGUGAUCAGGCUGAUGUUGCCACAAAGCUCGAAUCACAAGCUUAUAAUGCAUGGAUGCAUGGUUCAUUGUUUUUUGAAUUGAAGAAAUGGAAGAGUGCUUUAGAUUAUCUAAGGAUGGCCAAGACAAUUUAUCUGAAAUUGGAAGAAGCAGUUAAGGUAGACAAUAUGACCGAAUUGUACGAUGUCAAGUGUAAAGAAAUUCAGGCCCAGCUUCGCUACUGUGAAUUCAAUUGUGCAGAUUAUAUGGAAAAUAAUGAAGCAAUGUCUGAAAUAUUAAGUAUAAAGUUGAAACUUGGGGAUGAUGAUACUUUGCAAGAUGAUUUCAACAAAUUAAUUACGGAUGUUCGCAGCAAAGCACUUAUCGACCAGCCUGGUGAAAUAUAUUGGGCAUCCAAGAAAAUAAUAAUAACAAAUGUUGUUUACGAUGAAAUAUUUUCGUUGCAGAUGGCAUUAUAUGAGCAAAUAUUGGGCAACAUUCGUGAUGUCAUCCAGUCAUUAAACGACGAGCCAAAAAAAGAUGAAACUGAUGGUGUUCAAGCUUCUAUGCAAGACAUUUUAGCUUUCUUAGAUUUUAUUCGCUUGAGCAAAACCGUCGAAAGAUAUCUUUUCAUUAUAAAAUGUGCAAGAUCGCAGGAAAGAAACGAACGUCCACAAAGUUUGAUUCGAUUAUAUGACACGGUUCUAGAAAAUUGUAAAGAAAUAAUCAAGCUGCCUGGCGUAGAUAAUAGCACAGAUUUGGUUGAUGCUUAUAGUCUUAAAGUAGAAUAUUACCGAACGUUACGGUUAGUUUUGGCUAUCUUUAUUCAUAUUGCAUAUUUAUUUAAACGCGCGCAAUGGUUUUUAUAA